Messenger RNA from Arvicanthis niloticus (Nile rat), 2968 nucleotides. RefSeq names its product solute carrier family 2, facilitated glucose transporter member 6-like. Gene Ontology annotation, cellular component: membrane. Gene Ontology annotation, biological process: transmembrane transport. Gene Ontology annotation, molecular function: transmembrane transporter activity. Lineage: Eukaryota; Metazoa; Chordata; Mammalia; Rodentia; Muridae. The record is from RefSeq and is a predicted model, not a curated record.
CGCUGCGGUGGAGUCCAGCUGUACCCGACCGUCUGCGCUGGCCAUGCAGGAGCCCCUGCUAAGAGCCGAGGGACUGGACUAUGACACCUUCCCCGAGGCGCCCGCGCCGCCUGGAGAGAGGGCACGGGCCGGGGCCUUGCAAAACAGAAGGGUGUUCCUGGCCACCUUUGCUGCUGUGCUGGGCAAUUUCAGCUUUGGGUAUGCCCUGGUCUACACGUCUCCAGUCAUCCCUGCACUGAAGCUCUCUUCUGACCCAGCACUACACCUGGACAAAAUCCAGGCAUCCUGGUUUGGGUCCGUGUUCACCUUGGGUGCCGCAGGGGGCCUCAGUGCUAUGCUGCUCAAUGACCUCCUGGGCCGGAAGCUCAGCAUCAUGUUCUCAGCCGUCCCCUCAGCCAUUGGCUAUGCACUCAUGGCCGGUGCCCAUGGCCUCUGGAUGCUUCUGCUGGGAAGGAUGUUGACAGGCUUUGCCGGGGGACUCACUGCUGCCUGCAUCCCGGUGUACGUGUCUGAGAUUGCACCCCCUGGUGUUCGUGGGGCCCUGGGGGCUACACCGCAGCUCAUGGCCGUGUUUGGAUCCUUGUCUCUCUAUGCCCUCGGUCUUCUACUGCCUUGGCGAUGGCUGGCUGUGGCUGGGGAAGGGCCUGUUCUCAUCAUGGUCCUGCUGCUCAGCUUCAUGCCCAACUCGCCUCGCUUCCUGCUCUCAAAGAGCCGGGAUGAGGAAGCACUGCAGGCGCUAACCUGGCUACGAGCUGACUCUGAGGUCCAUUGGGAGUUUGAGCAGAUCCAGGAUAACGUGCGGAAACAGAGUAGCCGAGUGUCAUGGGCAGAGGCCCGAGAACCCCGUGUGUACCGGCCCAUUCUCAUUGCAGUACUGAUGCGCUUCCUGCAGCAGCUGACGGGCAUCACCCCCGUCCUCGUGUACCUACAAACCAUCUUCGACAGCACAUCUGUGGUGCUGCCCUCCCAGCAGGAUGCAGCUAUAGUUGGUGCCGUGAGGCUUCUGUCUGUGCUGAUUGCUGCUGUCACUAUGGACCUGGCUGGCCGAAAAGUCCUGCUCUAUGUGUCAGCGUCCAUCAUGUUUACUGCCAACCUGACGCUGGGACUGUAUGUCCAGUUUAUGCCAAGGCCUCUGACCCCCAACAGCACUGUGGACAUCGUGACGCUACAGGGCACAGAGCCCCCAGCCACAGCCUUCAAUUAUCUCACCCUGAUACCCCUGCUGGCCACCAUGCUCUUCAUUAUGGGCUAUGCCAUGGGCUGGGGGCCCAUCACCUGGCUCCUCAUGUCUGAGGUUCUGCCCCUGCGUGCCCGUGGCGUGGCCUCAGGGCUCUGCGUGCUGGUCAGCUGGCUCACAGCCUUUGUCCUCACUAAGUACUUCCUGCUGGCAGUGAAUGCCUUCGGCCUCCAGGUGCCUUUCUUCUUCUUCUCGGCCAUCUGCCUGCUCAGCCUGCUCUUCACAGGCUGCUGUGUGCCUGAAACCAGAGGCCGCUCGCUGGAGCAGAUCGAGGCCUUCUUCCACACUCGCAGGAUGUCCUUCAAGCCCUAGUAAGGGCCUUGCCUGUAAGAGGCCAAACCACCCAGGCCAGGCCUACGCACUGGCCACAGAUUCACACCUGCAACUGGGAGCAGCAGCACCCCUGCCAUCAGCCAGAGCACACUUCCACCUCGGGACAGGCAGUUCGCCAGGCUGCCUGCUGGUGAGCCCCAGCAGGCAGCCUGCAGUGCUGUAAUACCUCAGCUGAGAUCCGCAGGGGGAGCAGGCAGCCCUUCCCCAGACCGAGCAAAGGCUGUACCCAAGAACAAGGCUGUUGGGACCUCUGAUCUGGUCCCUCAUUCCUACAAGGAGCACUUCCCAUGUAGGAACAUGUUGAGGACAGAAAACAGAGAUGGAGGUGGCAAAGUGGCAUUGUACAAGGACAUUGCCACAUAAUUCUGUUCUGAUCUACUGGCCAAGGGGAGGACAGGAUCCUGUACUCACAACAGUCUGGGUACCUUGGGGAACAUUGGACUUCAAAAGGCCAGAGCACAGGACCCAGUCCCACUUUGGAUACCUCUAGUCUGCAAACUGUUCAUUGCUUUUUAAAAUAAAGGAGCUGGGCCUACAGCCUCAGGAAGGAAAGGGGAGUGGGGUCUAUUCCAGGGAGAAUCUACCCCAGCAGCCAGAGCUGGGCCUACAGCCUCGGGAAGGAAAGGGGAGUGGGGUCUAUUCCAGGGAGAAUCUACCCUAGCAGCCAGGCCAUCCCCAUCCCAGCCCGGACUGCCAGAGCACUCUGGACACUGUGAGUGCAGAGAAAGCAACAGUCACUGUGGGGUUUAGGGCCAGCUUGCCCUCUACGCCUAGGCUCUCUCUUGGAGACCCUGUGAGCAGGCUCAGACCAGGCUAGGCCCAGCUAACAUUGAUAGGGUCUCCCUGCCAGUUACAGGUACUGAAGGACAGAAGGUGACAGGCAGACUGUGCAUACCAACUACAAACUUGCUUUACUCCAAAUGUAACCCAAUCAAACAAACCAGGGGUGGGUGGCAAAAGGAGCCACAGGAGACACCCAGACAGACAAGAAUGGGGCCUAGUCUCGGCUGGACAGUGGCCAUGCUCAGAGGCAAAGCAAUGGGCUCCAGGGCCACUGUGUCAUGGACCUGCCAAGAACCUCAGGACAUAAGUGACUGACCACCCCAUAUUGGUCUAUGUCUGAGGGCCUCAACCUUUAUACCUUAGCCCAUGCCUGCCCAGCACAAAUGGAUUCCCUAGUGAGGUACAAUCGCACGCACUAUACAUGUAGCCUUUGCUUUCUACUGCAGAGGCAGGAGGGCUGGUCAGAACUGGCCUGAGUCCAUGCCUAUCCAAGUAACCAUCGGAGUAGGUAGGGCCUUUUCUCCUCCUGGGAAAUAGACAGGUCUUACUGUUGAACACAGGCCCUGACUCAUACAAACACACAUACACAGAGCCCUUGAAACCCAUCCCUGGCUC